Messenger RNA from Acanthosepion pharaonis, 2781 nucleotides. The record is from the annotation of a GenBank genome assembly. Lineage: Eukaryota; Metazoa; Mollusca; Cephalopoda; Sepiida; Sepiidae.
AUGGGUUUUCACUGUUCUCAUUCUACGGAUUUCCCGUUAUUGGAUACUUGGGGAAAUUAUCCAGCCAAAAAUUGCCGGCAACAUCAAAGAGGACGUGAUGUAGAUGUUGUAGCAACUAAAGAAUCUGGAACACCAUCCACACCAUCUUCAUCCUUUUCAUUUUGUCCGCUGCUAUCAUCCUCAUCGUACCAACAUUCAUCAUCUGGGAUCAGCUUGAACACAGCAGUUGCUGCUACAAGUACGUGUAAAACUUAUAAAAAUAAUGUUGAAAACAGUAAAUUUACGAGUACUGGUAAAUAUAAAAACAAUAACAAUAAUGAUGAUCGUCGUUGGAGAAAGCUUUUUUGUUACCCUUCAAUUCCUGUCUUCCCUUCAAAAACGAACAUACUACUGCCUCGACAACAUAUAACCCUCGGAUUUACUACUGUUUUGCUGUUUUUUGGAUUAGCACAGACAUUUGCAGAGGCCAAUUAUAGUAAUGGUGAGCUUCGGCAUGUGAUUUCCAACCGGACAGGAAACAUUUCAAGUCUUAUGUUCCCCUCUAUCAAAGGACCAUUUACAGAAAUUUGGUCUAUCCGAGCCCCUCAGAAUGGCACAGUAACCAUCAAUUUGAUCUACUUAAAUAUCAGUUCCGACCAAGAUGGCCAGUGUCGGACUUCCUACUUGGAGUUUGCUCCUGUACCACAUAAAAAAUUCUGCAGUUCUAGCUCCAGUAGCACCUACAUAUCCCAAAGAGACCAUGUAAUUGUUCGUUUUGUUACAAAUAGUACUGAAGGGCAGGGACAUGGCUUUGCUCUUGAGUACAUCACAGGACAUGUGCCAUCAAUUAGCCCUUGUGAGAAGAAUGAAUUUUCAUGUCGGAAUGGCAAGUGUAUCUUGAAUCAUUGGAAGUGUAAUAAAAGGGAUGAAUGUGGAGACAACAGUGAUGAAGAAAAUUGUAGCACAUCUAGUUCCAUUUGCAAAAAGGACAUCAGAGGUGUUGAAGGCAGUUUCAGGACACCCCAAAUCCCAUCUCUGUACAAUAAAAGCCUCAACUGUCAGUGGAGUGUGCAUGUGAGUGGACCAAGUGCCAGGGUACGACUGACCUUUCGGUUGUUGCUCUACAAGAAUGAUUCGGUCACUAUUUAUAAUGGCAAGGAUGCCACUGGUCGGGUGCUGAGAAAGUUCUCCCAUAAUAAUGCAAUUGGUAACAAGCUACUCAUAGAAUCAACAACAAAUGAUAUGUAUAUUGUCUACCACACAGACAGUUUGAAACCUGGCUGGGGUAUAAAUGCUAACUUCCAGCGACGAGGUAAGGAGAACUCUAUUCAAAGUUGUUAUCCUGGCCAGAUAAUGUGUGAAUUUGGUGAAGAUGCAUGUUAUUAUAGCCAUGAACACUGCGAUGGGAUAUGGAACUGUAAAAAACAUGGAGGAGAUGAAAGAGGAUGUGGUGCUUGUUCCUCCAAUACUUUCUCCUGUGGGACGUCCACUGGUCCUUGUUACACUGAACAGGAAAGGUGUGAUGGCAUUAGUAGAUGUUCCAAUUCUGCUGAUGAACUUCACUGCACUCCAGACAAAUGUGGCUUCAAUGGAACAUUCCUGUGCAAAAACAGUAGAUGCGUUUAUGAAAACUGGAAAUGUGACUACACAGAUGAUUGUGGGGAUAACAGUGAUGAAAUGAAUUGCCCAAGCAGUUCAAACCGUGUGAUUCUUGUUGCUGUAGUCGGAUCUCUCACCUGUGCUCUUUUGUUAGUCAUUGCGCUCGGCUUUACCUGCAAGCUUAAUUCAUUACGCCACCGUGAUAGACACCGCCUGCGCUUGACUGAGCCUGGAGGCCCCCUGACUCACUGGCAGUCAGAGUUCAUGCGCCGUCCUGCCCCUCCCUCAUACUGUGAAGCAAUGAUCACCUCCAUGCCAUUUGAAGAGGCCCAGCGUAUUUUCCAAGAACGGCGUCGACAUUCUAGACGCAGUAACAGAAAUCGGCACAGGUCAUCAAAUGGAGGCUCCCGGUCAUCAAGAAACUGUCUUGCAGAAAGCAGCCAAACUAUGGCUGAACUGACCGAGCAGACCCCAGCUACAUCAGUGACAGAGAGACCCAGCCCAGAUGAUGGCAGACAUGGUACACCUGAUGUACCGUUACUUACCGAUGGUCAAGAUGUAACUAUGAAUAGCACAAAUACAGAUUUUGAAAGGCAUAGGUCAACUGCAGCUCUUAUUCUGCCAAGUGACAGUGAAUCGGAAAUGGGAGAUGGAGUACAGGAGGGUGGGCAAAAUGGUCGGGGAGAGGGGCCAAAUGAGGGAGGAAGUGGAAAUGUUGGGGUAGGUAGUGGGAGCAGUCAAGAGAGUGGGAUUGGGAGGGGGGAAGGAGACCAGGACCAUGUCCAGUUCAGUUCAAACGACAUUACUGCCUGUUGGAGUCGACCAUCCCCGGUGAAAAGCUGCGGUGGAAUCCCUAGUGAACCACUUCUUCGAUUCACGGACACCAGUAGUCUGGGAACAGCCAGCGCCAUCUGUGAUAAUGAUAUGACCAACACCACCGAGCUUAGCAACAUUCUUCUUGGUACUGAUGAUGAUGAUAAAGGUUCUUUCUUUCUUUCUUCUCUCUCUCUCUCUAAAUCACUCUUUCCAAAUCUCUCUCUCUCUCUCUCUCUCUCUCCAAAUCACUCUUUCCAAAUCUCUCUCUCUCUCUCUCUAAAUCCUCUUUCCAAAUCUCUCUCUCUCUCUCUUUUUCCAAAUCUCUCUCUUUCUAAAUCUCUCUCUCUCUCUAAAUCUCUCUUUCCAAAUCUCUCUCUCUCUCUCUAA